UGCAAUCAGAAAGACGCUAGAAAUUCUUCUAAGCGUUUGAUUGACCAAUAAAGAUAAAGAGAGCAAAGAUUUCUUUAUUCUGAUUGGUUAAUGCAAUACUUUGAAACAUUUCUAGCGUCUUCUUGAUCGCAGCGCUAAAAGAAGGAUCUGUAAUUUAUUGAAUUGAUUAUGUGUUUAUAUCGUAUAUGUUUUGCUAUAAAUGCUAUAAUAUAGGUACUGUUUGUUGUUAUUUUUUAUCGUAAUCUAUUUUCUAUUAUCGAAGAUUAGAAAUACGAUGGUAGAAGAGGUCAUUAAUCCUAGCAAUAAACCGAAAAACAAAACAGCUCGACCUCGUCCGGUAUACUUGUGGAAUGUACUAGAUGUGCAAAAGUGGUUGAGGCGACAUUGCAGUGAUUAUUAUCAGCUGUACCAUGAAAAGUUUUUACAUCAUGAUAUUACAGGAAGGGUAUUGUUAAGAAUAAACGAAAAUAUUUUGCUUCGGCUCGGUGUUGACAAUGAGCAGCACAGGAUGGAUAUAUGGAGAGAAAUUAUGAAACUGCAUCUCAAAACAGACAUGCUAGAAAUUAGAGAUAUAGAGCGACGCAAUAAUAUAAACUUUGAUUAAACUUAUAUAAGGUGUUUAUAUAUUUUACAGUUAUAUUUUUAUAUGUAAUAUGCAAUAUAUAUUUGAUAUGAUUUACAAAAAUAAAAAAGAUUGCAUCUCUAA
Messenger RNA from Cataglyphis hispanica, 706 nucleotides. It is a transcript of the gene ave, whose product is annotated as protein aveugle. The transcript is spliced from 3 exons. Gene Ontology annotation, cellular component: cytoplasmic side of plasma membrane. NCBI's taxonomy places the organism in Eukaryota, Metazoa, Arthropoda, Insecta, Hymenoptera, Formicidae. The coding region runs from base 275 to 604 and encodes 109 amino acids. Gene Ontology annotation, biological process: cell surface receptor protein tyrosine kinase signaling pathway. Gene Ontology annotation, molecular function: protein binding. The record is from RefSeq and is a predicted model, not a curated record.